AUGAAUAGAACACCAAGUUUUCGAUAAGCAGCUAAUAAAGAAAAUUUAUUUAUUUAAAUUGCUAACAAAAAAUCACAAAGCAUAGGCUCAAAAGUAAUAAAAAGCGAAACCUCUAAAUAUGCUGAUGAACAUUAUGAAGACUUAAUUAAAAAAAUUUAUUAACUAGAUUAAGAAAAUAAUAAACUUAGAGAAUUGCUGAAAAAAUCUAAUUAUUUACAAUUUAAAUUUGUGGAUUUGUCUAAAAGCGACAUUUAUCUCCAUUCCUUUACUGAUAUUAAAAAUAGGAGUUUAGAUUUAAGCCUAGACGAAUUAAAAGGGAUUAAUCAAGGAAGAAGCAAUGAGAUGCUAUCAUAGAAAAAAUCCUCUACUCCAAGGUAAAGCUUAACAGCAAAAUAAAUUUAAAUAUAAAAGCAAAGAAAUAAUUUAAUUAACUCCUACACUUAAGAUUUAAUUUAAGAUUAAACUACAUUUGAUUACUUAAUUCCUGAUGAAGUUUAGGAAUAAGAGAAUUGCUUUUAAGAAUUUUAUAAAGCUUUACUUAUAAAUGUAGUCAAUAAAGACAUGAGAAUAUUUAAACACAUUGAUUAAGUAGUAGAGCAGGAGUUGAAAUAAAAUUUUUAAGCAAAUUGUCAAAAUUAUGAUAAGCAAAAGACUCUUUUAAGCAAUUUACUUUAAUUAUUGAGUAAUAUGUAAAAUUAUUGUUGUGGAGAGCAUCCAGAUAAUUAAUUUAUAAUGAGAGCUUAUAAAUAGAUGCAAGAAAUAAUAGGAUCUAUGUUCAGAAUGUUUGAAAAAAUGAAGCUUCAUAUUUUACCUUUAAAUCAUAUUUAAUUAAAUUUUCAAGAGAGAAUCAGUGAAAUUGAUAAGCUUUAAGAAUAAACUGAAUAUGCUUAAUAAUAAUUAAGAAAAGCAUCAAUUAUAAUUGAGCAUCUCAGCAAAGAGAAUUAAUAAUUAACAAUACAAAAUAAGGAGUAUUAAGACUUUUUCACCUAAAUCAGUUAUAAAUUAUAGAUAAAUGAAGAUACAUCUUAGUUAAAACAGAGUUUGGAUUCUUUAAUGAAUAAAUGUAUAGAUGGAAUUAUAAAGCUUCAAAAUUUUGAAUUUCAGAAAUGUCGAAAAAUAGAAAAAAUUAGUCCAGUUCAAAAUGAUUAAACUGAUCUAUAAUAAAAACUGAAAAUAAUUUAAGAUAAAUAUGAGAAAUUGAAAUAAAAGAACAACAAGAAUAAAGAAAAAUUUAAGUUUUGUUUAAAUAAAAUAUAUGAUUGCUUUGAAUAAAAUGUUAAGCAAGAUUACUUUUAACAAUUAACAAUUGAAGAAUAAGUGCAAUUUUUGUGCUAAACUAUAUGCCAAAUAAAAACUUAAUGA
Molecule: messenger RNA, 1362 nt
Organism: Paramecium tetraurelia
Lineage: Eukaryota; Ciliophora; Oligohymenophorea; Peniculida; Parameciidae
Exons: 2
Source: RefSeq, a predicted model, not a curated record